UUUCUUCUUUAAUGUGCAGGUGCCUUGACCCAAGCCAUUCGCAAUUUUGCAAAAAGCCUUGAAGGUUGGCUUUCAAAUGCCAUGAACAAUAUUCCACAGAGGAUGAUACAAACCAAGGUUGCCGCUGUAAGUGCCUUUGCCCAGACUCUGCGAAGAUACACAUCUCUAAACCACCUGGCUCAAGCAGCUCGUGCUGUUCUUCAAAACACUUCUCAAAUCAACCAGAUGCUCAAUGAUCUUAACCGUGUUGAUUUUGCCAAUGUUCAGGAGCAGGCUUCCUGGGUGUGCCAGUGUGAUGACAACAUGGUUCAGAGGCUAGAAACAGAUUUCAAAAUGACUCUUCAACAGCAAAGCACUCUGGAGCAGUGGGCUGCCUGGCUUGAUAAUGUUAUGAUGCAAGCAUUGAAACCAUAUGAAGGAAGACCCAGCUUUCCUAAAGCAGCACGGCAAUUUCUGUUAAAAUGGUCUUUUUACAGCUCAAUGGUGAUUCGAGAUCUAACCUUGCGCAGUGCUGCUAGCUUUGGCUCUUUUCAUCUGAUCCGCUUGCUUUAUGAUGAAUACAUGUUUUACUUAGUAGAACAUCGUGUUGCUCAGGCCACAGGAGAGACACCUAUUGCAGUUAUGGGAGAGGUAAGAUAGUAUGUAAGAGACUAGAUUUGAUACAUUUAUGAUGAAUUUGAGUACAUACCUUUGCAAAUUUCAUAAACUUUCAUGUGAAUCUGUAGGAUGUUCUACAGUAUAAGAAUAGAUUGGGUUAUGAAUACAUUUAACAGUUUCACAUUUGUUUCAUUGACUGUCAGAGUUCCAAAAUCACACUGAAUUCUAACAACCAGUUAUUUGCAAACAAAUUUGCUCCUUUUCAGAUCUGUGCACAGAUUAAUGUACCUAA
This is a messenger RNA of Meleagris gallopavo (turkey), 889 nucleotides long. The record is from RefSeq and is a predicted model, not a curated record. NCBI's taxonomy places the organism in Eukaryota, Metazoa, Chordata, Aves, Galliformes, Phasianidae.